Messenger RNA from Labrus mixtus (cuckoo wrasse), 1572 nucleotides. RefSeq names its product homeobox protein Hox-D3-like. Gene Ontology annotation, molecular function: RNA polymerase II cis-regulatory region sequence-specific DNA binding; DNA-binding transcription factor activity, RNA polymerase II-specific. The transcript has 2 exons. The coding region runs from base 145 to 975 and encodes 276 amino acids. Gene Ontology annotation, biological process: regulation of transcription by RNA polymerase II. NCBI's taxonomy places the organism in Eukaryota, Metazoa, Chordata, Actinopteri, Labriformes, Labridae. Gene Ontology annotation, cellular component: nucleus. The record is from RefSeq and is a predicted model, not a curated record.
CCACAUGGUUACUCCAAGUGCGCUUCCCUGCAUGUCUUUCUCCAUUCAGGUUAAUUUUGAUCUGAUAUUAGACAGACAGAAGUCCUGGUCUUAAGGGCUGUUGAGGGAUUUCUGUUUUUUCAUUUGAAACAGUUUGAUGAGUUCAUGGACCCCCAACAGUCUGCCCUCCCACUGCAGCUGCAUGGCAACAGUUUAGCUAUGGGCUCUGGACAAGUGCCAGAACUGAGCCUUGGAUACAAUGGAGGAGGAGCAGGCCAAGAAGCAGAACUUAAUCAGCAAAACAUGACCUCCUCUGCUACUGUCAGUUCCAGGUUGAACCCAGGUGAAUGGUUUCAGAGUCCUCUGGAGCCUCUGGGUCACCGCCAUGCCAAGGACAAGCUGGACAUCAAGGGCAGGAGCUGCAGUGUACUAACCAUCUGCCACUCAGGAGUCAUUUUCCCCUGGAUGAAUCCACGGACGACUGACUCUAAGCAAUCUGUCAGUGGAGGUGUGGUGGCGGCCAGUCAAUCGGGAAGAAGAAGCGCCAGAAGGGAGAGGACAGCAUUUACCAACAGCCAGCUGCUGGAGCUGGAGAAGGAGUUCCACUUCAGUCCUUACCUGUGUCGCCCUCGCAGGAAGGAGAUGGCUGCCGGGCUGAGGCUUACAGAUCGCCAGGUUAAGAUCUGGUUCCAAAACCGCAGGAUGAGAUACAAGAAGGAGCACAAGAAUGCAAAGGUGGCAGGUUUGUCCCCCUACAACCCUCCUACCAGCUCAUGUGCAGACCUCCUGGGCUUUUCAGACACAUGUGUUGUAAGAACUUCCUCCUCUGCAGAGCUGCACUGCGUGGAUUAUGCUCCUGUUGCCUGCAGCAUUGGUCAGUGUUUCCCCCCUGCACAUCUGACCCAUCAGAGCUGCAUACCUCCAUCUGUUGGUCCACCGCUAUCCUGCAUGGGCGGUGAUAGUCAUCACCAUGCCAGCAUUUCAAACUGGCCCUAGAGUCCAAUAUUGGGGGGCUCCUGUGCUCAUCAAAAUCGUCCACUUUCACUUACUUAUGAAAGACUGGAGGAUGUCUGAUUUGCCUCCCUGGGCUGAAAUCCCCAAACACACAUGUUCAGCAUUCAUGAAACAUUUUAAUUAAAAUAUGUGAAUGUAUCUUAAUUAAAGGAGAGCUGCAGUCAUUUGUGUUACUCAGGCUCAGAAACUGAAGAAUGCAGGUCUUUAACCGUGCUGUAUAUACUGUACUUAAAAAGCAUGCACAAGAUGUUCAAUCAAUUUUUAAUGACGUGGGUUGCUGUAAUUUUGUGGCUUUUAUGUCGUUGCAUGUUAAAUGCAUGCGGGAACCAAACAAGGAGCUGGUUUUCUAUUUAUAUCUAUUUCUAUUAUUUUCAUGUCACGUUAGACCUCUUUCUUCAUGUACUUUAAUCAGCCGAAAAUGUUUAAACUGUGAAAUGAGCAGAAUGAUGUUCACAUGGAAUGAUGUUUUUAUUUUUGUUACAGCCAUUAAAAGAAACAGUGAUUCUUUGAUACAGUUUCUUGAUUAAUUGAGAUGUCUCAUACUGUACAUGCUUAUUAAAUGCAUUUGGGAAAUCUGCA